Messenger RNA from Eriocheir sinensis (Chinese mitten crab), 2152 nucleotides. RefSeq names its product cocaine esterase-like. Lineage: Eukaryota; Metazoa; Arthropoda; Malacostraca; Decapoda; Varunidae. The coding region runs from base 79 to 1935 and encodes 618 amino acids. The transcript is spliced from 11 exons. The record is from RefSeq and is a predicted model, not a curated record.
AAGGGAGAUGGGAGGAGGUUAGCGCCAUCAUCAUCUCUUCCCUUUCAUCUUUUUCUUCUUUAUCAGACGAAGAUAGAUAUGUCCACGUGUCUUAAGAUAACACACACACACACACACACGCACACACACACACACACACACGGGUACCCUCUCCUCACACGAACACGCACACUCCCUCCCUCACACUUCGACAUGCAAGCUCUCCUUUUUCUAAUAUCGUGCGUCGCGGUGGUUGUGGUCGUGGGCGGCAGUGGUAGGAUGGUGGAGGUGGUGUUGGGGAGCGGGGGCGUUGUGAGGGGGGCGCAGAGGACCAGUAAGGGGGGCAAGGGGUAUUUUGCCUUCUCUGCUAUCCCAUUUGCCGAGCCCCCCGUGGACAGGAAAAGGUUCAUGCCCCCCGUGCCGCUGCCCCCCCUGGAAGGAGUGCUGGACGCUACCCAAGACGGCCCCCCGUGUGCCCAAGCCGCCCUGGGGAUUUCUGAAGGGGAGGAAGACUGCUUGCACCUCUACGUCUAUACCCCUGAGGUUCCUAUCGCCGGGGGGUCAAACGUGAGUCUCCCCGUGGUGGUCUGGCUACACGGUGGGAGUUUCGUGGUGGGGGGCGCCGCUCCCCUGGAUGAGUCUCUGCUGAUGGACAGACCCCUGGUGUUGGUGAUUCCCCAGUACCGCCUCGGCCUCCUGGGGUUCUUCCACACACCCACAGGGACGGCCACUGGUAACAUGGGCAUGAUGGACCAGGUGGCGGCUCUCCAGUGGGUACAAGACAACAUCGGGGCCUUUGGUGGUGACCCGGGGCUGGUUACGUUGGCGGGAGACUGUGGGGGCGGGGCAGCUGCUAUAUACCACAUGCUGUCUCCUCUGUCCAGUGGCCUCUUCCAUCGUGUUCUCUCCCUCUCCGGCUCGCCCCUCUCCCCCUGGGCGCUCUACACCAAUAAUCACCGCUUCAUGCUCAUCCUCGCUAACUACGUGAAGUGCCCCGCCCAUGACCAGCGCCUCACCGUCAAGUGCUUUCAGGAGGUGGACCUAUGGGAGCUUCUUGACCCCGUGCAGAUGCUAUGUGAGUCACGUGACCUCAUGGUGGGGAAUCAUCGCUUGGCGCCCACGGUACAGGAGAUCGAGAACAGCCACGCCUCGACCCUCUUCCUGCACGCCCAUCCCCUUAGACUCCUCCUCCAGCCCCCGACCAACCCCGUCCCCGUGGUGAUGGGUGUGACCAAGAACGUGGGGACUUACCUCGUGGACAUGUUGCUGUACGACUUCAUGAACGACCAGUUGGAGAACGACCCGGAAUUUUUGGAACGUAUGCUUGAAAUGAUGAUUCGGGAAAGUCGCAUCCCCGACGCCGCGACCCACAAGCAAGAGUUCCAGGAUUUCUACUUCCCCGAUGAGGAAUUCAACAACCUCACCGCUCUCCUGCCCGGUCUAGCUAAGAUGCUGGGAGACAUUCAUUACCACGCGGGCAUCCUCGGCGCUGCCUCGUACAUGUCUGAACACGUUGACACCCGAGUGAUGAGGUUCGAAUUCGAGGGGGGGCCAAGUCUCUUCACCCAGCGCCACCCGGACCCCCAGGCGGCGCCCCCCCUGCCCCCCACGGCCGGCCACGGGGACGAGGUGGCCCUGAUCUUACCUGAGGAGCGCCGGUCCCUUACACCUGAGCAAGAGAGGGCCAGCGCGCGCCUCCUUGAUAUGGUGGAAAAUUUUGCGUAUGGAAGGCCCCCACGUGAAGACUGGCCGAAAUUCACCCGGGACGAACUCUCCUCCCUGGUCUUCACGGCCGAGGGAGAGUUCGCCACGCAGCCCUUCUCGGCACCGGACAGAACAGAGAUGCUGGGCCGAAUAAACGCCUGGCUCCAUCGUAAGGUUCUGAAGGAGAUGAAGGAGGAGGAGGAGGAAGAGGAUGGUAGUAGUAAUAGUAGUAGUAGAAGGGAUGAACUGUAGUGAGUUAGUGAUGAUGUUAGUGGUGAUGAUGAUGGUGGUGUUAGUGGUAUUGAUGGUGAUGGAAGGUAUUAUUUUCUAUUCCUCAUUGUUUUAUUUCUUGUUUUAAUUUCGUUCUUGUUUUAAAAUUAAGUUGUUUAUAUAUAAGAAAGAUCAAUUUGGAGUCUUUUGUUUUAAACGUGUUCUGUUCGUGUUUUGGUGAAAUAAAUGGAAGUGGAUU